UUUUUUUACAUUCUCUACCACAUAGUUUUUAUUUUCAAUAAAUUUGUGCCAUGGGCUUUAGGAAAUAAAGCUCUUGUAUACUUUUUUGUUUGUUACAUAUUGAUACUUAUAGGAGUGUCAUGAUUUUCUUGCUGGGAAUGCUGUUCGAUCAAUGAAUCGCUACAGAGCUCUUGAUGAAACAGCAAUCUUUGGGCGAGGCUGUCGACAUGAGUUUCCUAAAAAAUUCUUAAAUUUGAAACAUGGAGAGAGAUUGAGCUAUGCAGUUUAUGUUCUCCAAGAAUUAGAGAAAGAUAAUGCUGAUAAUCCUGCACUCAAAAUAAACAUAUUGUAUGAUGUUGCAUGCAUGUUGGUGAAACACUUACAGGUUAAAUUUAGUCCCAGUCGUAAAGAAGGAUUUGGCCUAACUGACGGUGAGAUGUUGGAGAGAUUGUGGGCUUACAUUCGCAAAUUUAGCAGAAUGACUAAAGAAAUGCGUCCAAGUCACAGAGUUGAUGUACUCAGUGAUGCUCUUUUACAUUAUGGAAAGAAAACGAAGAUUAAUUUAGGCAAUUUGCUGAUGGGAAGGAUGAAGCGAGCUUUUGACGUGGAAGAAACUGCAAAAUCAGAUAUUGAAAAGUUAUGCAGGUGCUUUCCGUCUCACAGGAUUUCAAUAGAUGAUAUUCGUGAGUGGAUGAAAGACGAAUCGACUUUUUUUGGUCAUGAAGUUGAGACUGAAGAAGAAGAUUGGAAAUGCAAGUACGUUAUAUACCUGGACUUGUACGCUGAUCUUUAUCAUCGAUGGAAUGGUUGCACUGAUCCAAGUGAACUGACUGUUCGAUUUAAUCAGAUGAAAAAAAUUGACGAGCAGUUGAAGAUCAUGGAAAGGGAAAACUCAAUUUCUGCACGCUGGCAAAAUACUGACCCAGAGUACGAAAAUGCAAAACGCGAGGUUGCGUCUAGGAAAGAAAAACGUGUUUUGUCUCGGAUGAGGAAAAAUGUUGUUGAAAGAUGGUUUCUCCUAAAUCUUAAGUCUAAAUACUGUGAUGGUCAAGCGUUGGCAUCCAGACUUUCGAAGCAAAUUACUCGAGUAACAAAGGAUGUCAAUAAAGAUAUCGCAGCUUAUAACGAGGCAAAAGAAUCACAUUCUAAUCAUUCACAUACCGCAUUAACAUUUGAUGCUGUCAAAGAUCCUGACAAUGAUUUUUGGUGUGAAUAUCUAGCUGCACCUACUGAUGAAGAUUGUUCAGUUCCAUUUACUGUUAAACGGAAGGCUAUAGAUUUAUGCCAUUUGCUUGACCGAUCCAAGGAAGAGCAAAUCCUGUUGAAGUCAGAAAUGGAAAAUACGUGGAGUCACUACUUUCAACAGCACAGCAAGAUUACUGACUUUUUGAAUAGUUUUAUUAACCAUGAAAACGUACUUGAUGUUGAAUACGGUGAAGCGAUAUUUUUACACAGGAAGAUCUUUCAAAUUGAAAGCAUGUUGAUAAAUCUAGAAAAAAGGUUUUCUUUGUACAUCAACAAAGACAAACCACAGUAUUUAUUUCAUGGGAAUAUUGACAUGCUUCAAAGUGAUCUGGUGUCGCCUCUGGAUGACGAAGAAAAAGUGGUUGUAUAUGAACAAGUAGAUUCUGAAGACGAUCAAACAAGUGAAGACGACUAUGAAAGCACCAGCGAUGAUGUAUAACGGGGAUUGUGCAGGCACUUUAAGCUCUUGAAAAUCCUUUAAUUAGAAAAUCGAUUUACGUAAAGGGCACUUAAAAAGUUGUUACGAAAUCAUGUGUAAUAGCCGCCCAACGUACGUACGCUGGAUAAUAAAUGCGUUGAAAAAAACUUUUUGUUGAAUAAAUACUUGUUUAACUGUCGUAUGUAACUUUUUGGUAGUUAUACAAUGUAGUAUAUGGUGAAAAUGGAUGUUAUAUAUACAUGGGUAAUAGCCGCCCAACGUAUGUACGCUGGAUAAUAGAUGCGUUGAAAAAAACUUUUUGUUUAAUAAAUACUUGUUGAACUGUCAUAUGUAA
Molecule: messenger RNA, 1997 nt
Organism: Xenia sp. Carnegie-2017
Lineage: Eukaryota; Metazoa; Cnidaria; Anthozoa; Malacalcyonacea; Xeniidae
Exons: 8
Coding region: 152-1663 (503 amino acids)
Source: RefSeq, a predicted model, not a curated record